UUCACAAGUAUUAAUUGCUCUGGCUAUCGGUAAUCUUACUCUUACUUUUGGAAUCUCAUCCCUACGAUGAAAUCUCUAGUAUUUUUCGCACUGGUUCUUGGGGGAGUCUUUUUAAUUGCGUCGGGGGACGUAAAUAUGGAUCGAUAUGAUUCAGUCAAUGUUGAACAAGUAUUGGGCAAUGAGAGGAUCUAUACGCAGCAUUUGAACUGUUUACUUGAUCAAGGACCAUGUAGUCGUCAAGCUCAGUCCCUCAAGGACGUUUUACCUGAGGUCUUGAGAACCAGCUGCGCCACAUGCAGUCCGGUACAAAAGAAAAUGGCCCGGAAGGUGAUCACAUACAUUCAGGCAAAUAAACCCGGUGAUUGGAACCUACUCACAGCAAAAUACGAUCCCAAAGGUUCCUACACGGAAGAAAUCAAGAAAUUUCUGGCCAGUAAUCUGUAAUUGAUCUUAUCAAUGCCUUAGCAAUGCGGAAAAAUCCAUUCGAUUAAAAUCGAUAGCUGCAAUUGGAAUUCACCAUUAGUCGAAACCAAAAGAAUCCGCAUUUACUUUUUUUUCAUCCAGAAGGUGUUGUACUCUCGACAAUGAACAACAAUUAAUUUAACAACAAUAACAGUUCUUUAUUAGCUGGAGGCUUAAUUAUUUAAAUUAUACAUUAUUGGCUCCAGAAUAAAAUCCUUCCAUUUGUAUCAA
Molecule: messenger RNA, 693 nt
Organism: Diachasmimorpha longicaudata
Lineage: Eukaryota; Metazoa; Arthropoda; Insecta; Hymenoptera; Braconidae
Product: ejaculatory bulb-specific protein 3-like
Exons: 2
Coding region: 67-444 (125 amino acids)
Source: RefSeq, a predicted model, not a curated record